AUAUGUAUAUGUAGUGUAUGUCAUUUAUUACAACAACAAACAUCACUUGAAUUGAAAAUCCUAUUCAUACUGCAAAAAAUGUCUCCAGGCAGCAGAUGAGAUGUUCUGUUACUGUCUCUCAUUUACAGGAGGAUGAGCCUCUCUCUCUGACAGCCCAACAGCAGCAGCAGCAGCAGCAGCAUCAGCAGCAGGAGUACGUCACCCCCUCUUGGUCCCUCUCCCCCUCCUCCUCCCCCAUCUCCCACUCCGACGCCAGUGACUCAGACGCCGGAGACGAAGACAACGCCAGCCCCCGCGGCCGGGCACUACGCCGGCGCAAGAAACGGCGCGGCACUCAUUCAAAGAAGAAGACACCCCACCGGACCCCGCCCGGGCGGCCGCCACCAGUGUGCCCCACCAGCAUUCCUCAUCACAACCGUCCACUCCCUUCAUCCCACCCUCCAGUGCAGUCCUCCCCUCCCUGCUCCUCCUCCUCUUCAGCUAAGCUUGUGUUCAAAGCUCCGUCUCCUCUGGCCUCCAACACCAAAGGCAACGUCAGCUUAAAUAUCCCCAGAGGAGGAGUGUCCAUAGACUCCAUGCGCCAAACCUGUGAGCACUGUGGACGCCACUUCCGCUCCUUGGGUCGCCACUUGGAUAAGCACCACGCCCACCAGCCAGAAGUGUGCUCGGCCCUGGUGGAGCGCUACACACAGAUGCCCCGUCUGCGCGCGCAGAACUCAAACCCUACCACGGCUCACGCACACACGCUGCAGCAUUCCAAGUCACCGCAAGCCGCGGCACAGAGCCACGGCUCAGAUCUCACACAGCCCGGCGUCCAGGACCUCUCCAUGCCUCCGCCCACUCUCACAGCAGCUAACCAAUCCCCUGCCUCCUCUGGAAGGAACUCCACCCCACCGGUGCUGACUCCUCCGCGAGGACAGAACGCAGUGCCGGUGUCUGUCCUGAAGCGGAGCCCGGCCCCCGUGGCCGUGACGCAGUCCAGGAAGGGAGCGAUGAGCAGGCUAAAGACAGAAAGACAGGAGGACGAGGACAACGAAGACGAUGUGGAGGUCGUGGAGGUAAAGAGGCCCAAAGAGGACGAGGAUGUUGAGGUGGUGUGCCCUCAACCCUUCAGCAACACGUUGGCCAAAGAGAUGGAGCCGCUAAAAAUGGAAGAAGAUGAGGAGGAAGAGGAAGAGGAGGAAGAGGAGGAGAAUGGAGUGAUGGAGUUGGAAGAUGAAAGUGGGACAGAGGAUAAGGAAAAGGACUUGCUGAGCGGUUCGGGGCGUCACCACAUGCUGCCCCUCCUCUCGUCCUUGUCCUCCCUGGUGCUGUACCUUCGUCGGCUGCAGCACUCGGCCUUCUUGUCCCUGUCUCGGCAGCUCCAGUCAGCCGAGGCCUGGCGCCUCCUCUGUCACUCCAGCCUGGCUCUCCUCAUCCUGUACAACCGGCGACGCGAGUGCGAGGUCUCCAAGCUGUCCAUCGCCGAAUAUCGCGCUCGCAUCACCCCCCAGUGCCCCGUCCCCGUCCCACCCGGUGCCCCCCCAGCUCUCACUCCGUUGGAGGCCUCCCUGUCCCCGUUCGAGCGCCUGGUGCUCCCCCACCUCCCCAGAGUCGGGGUCCAGGGCAAACGCGGACGAGUGCAGCCCCUCAUCCUGCCCCCUCACUGCGAGCCCUGCCUGGAGCUCCUCCUGGAGACGCGGCAGGACGUGGGAGUGGACCCGGCGAACCCGUACGUCUUCGCCAGGCCCUACCACUCCCCUGCCACGCCGCUGCGAGGCACCGACCUCCUCCGCAGCCUGGCCCGCUCAAGCGGCACCCGCAAUCCCCGCGCCCUGACCCAGACCAGGGUUCGCCGGCAGGUAGCCAUACUGACCCAGCUGCUGCUGCUGGGAGAAGGGGAGGAGCCCGGGCAGCCCGGGGGCAGCGCAGUGGAGAGGCUGGAGCACUUCCUGGAGAGGGAGUACCAUGUUACGCAGAACUGUGCCGGUAUUGGCCAAGACCCAGGCCUGAUGGGCAGAGUGGGCCGAGUGGUGCUCUGCGGAGAGAGAGAUGGAGUGCUGUUCAGAGGAAUGAGCCUGAACCACAUCUGUCUGGAACUGGAUGUUAUGUCGGGAAACUCUGCCGACUCCUACUCAGAGGGAGAGUCCGACGGGGAGCAGGUGAAGGAGAAGCCCGAGGUCCCCGCUCCGGCUCCGGCUCCGGCUCCGAACCCCACACCCACCCUGCUGUAUGUCAGGAAGGGCAAGAACAACGGGCGGGUGGGGCGACCCAAGAAGAUCAAGAACGCGCAGCAACCCCCUCUGCCCACCCCAACUCAACCCACUAACCGCAGGAGAGGCUCAGGUCAGCCCAAAUCAGGUUUGUUAAAGGUUGAAGUGUGAUUGCACAAUUUGACAAAACAGAGGAAGAUGAAUAGAUCCAAUUGUGCAGGUGAGAUUUUAAACAAAAAGUGCUUUGCCAGUGCUUGAAGUGGGCCAGUACCCAGAAGGUUGACAAGAGUACACAUGGCGUACGCUUGUCAACCUUCUCAGGUUCUCUUUGAGAUUCUUAGUGGUGAUUUAUAGCAGCAUUAUAAAAACAAUGUGGAGAGCAUCUGUGCGAGUCCACGCCCAACACGGGGCAUGAAAGAGAGAGAGUGACGAAGUUUAUCUUUUCGUACAAUAAUCAGUGAAUGUAUACACGUUGUUUAAAAGUUAUCUGAAUCUUUCCUUCCGGUUUACAGAUUAUGAUUUCACAGAAGAAUGAAAUGUUCAGACGAAGGCUGUGAUGUGUGUGAAUCAUAGGUUUUGUCUUUAAGCAUUUUGGGGAUUAUCUAUAGUAACAGUAAUCGUCAGAAAUGAUGUACGAUUGCAUAGCUUUAAUUCAAAAAACCUGCACAUUACAAAUAACAUAGGAUAGAAUAUUAAUGGAGUAUUAUAGUAUAAUAAUAUAACAAUAAAAUGUAACACAACUGACAAACAAACAAAAAACUAAAUAACUGGAAAAAAGU
Anarrhichthys ocellatus (wolf-eel) is the source of this 2971-nucleotide messenger RNA. RefSeq lists its product as uncharacterized. The record is from RefSeq and is a predicted model, not a curated record. Bases 96 to 2363 code for a protein of 755 amino acids. Lineage: Eukaryota; Metazoa; Chordata; Actinopteri; Perciformes; Anarhichadidae. The transcript has 3 exons.